This is a messenger RNA of Chara braunii, 6638 nucleotides long. The record is from the annotation of a GenBank genome assembly. NCBI's taxonomy places the organism in Eukaryota, Viridiplantae, Streptophyta, Charophyceae, Charales, Characeae.
ACAGGGUUCUACCCUGUGGUCCUUAGAGAGUCUGUUAGUGAGUAUGCGGGUUGGUCUACGUGGUGAGGAGUGGGACUGCUCUGUAGUGCACCUGACACCAUGGAUGAUUACCCGAUGUAUGGUUUACUUGUUGGGUUCUCCCUCUGGGGGACCCUCUGACGUCUCCUCUUUCCCCUGGGAUUCUGGCACACAUUCACAUGUAGAGUAGAUACCAGGGGUGGUGCCUCCACUAAGCCUUAUACGAAGGAGGAGGAGGAGAAGAUGGCCGCCGUCCUGAGGGAGAGGAAAGAGGAGGCCAAAAAGAAGGCCUUACAGGAGGAGCAGGCGACGAAGUUGAAGAAGGUAGAGGAGGAGAUGGCCAGGGAGAAAGAAAGACUGAAGAAAGAAGAGGAGGAGAAACUAAAGGAGGUGGAAAAGGAAGAGGAGGAAGAGGAGCAGCCACUGGAGAGGAGGAGAGAGCAAUGAGGGCAGUACAUUGAAGAGAUGGAGAAGAGGAUUUCAGAGUGGGUUGCCAACUUGUCUUUGGGAGAAGAGGAGGAGGUAGCCAUGUAUAUUCCCAAGGACGAGCAGGAGGCCGUCGUGAAGGAAUGGGAUGCAGAAAGAAAUGCCUUGAAGCGACAGGCAAUGGAAGAUGAGAAGAGAAUGGAGUGGAAGUUAAGGAUGAUGAGUGAGAAGAAGAAGAGGAGGGUGGAUGCAGCAAGUGAAGCGGUCAAAGAGUUAGAGGAGGUCCAGAAACUGACUCUACAGUUGACCCCUCAAGUAGACCUCCAACGAAAGGUAGAGAUCAUCGCCCAGAGUGUCGAGGGCUUGGCCCGAGUCUCCCCGGAUCAGCACGUCUUGAUUGCGAUCCAUGCGCUUAGAGAUGAGGCUGCCAGUUUCGCAAGGUCCCUAGUCCGCUCUGCCAACUGCAAUGAUGAUGCAGUUGCUUACUCGUCAUUCACCCCCCUUGUAGAUUUCAUGAAGUUGUUGCGCGAGCGAUUUGCUGAUGCCUCGGAUAGGCUUCAGACCAUCCAUUCUCGUCAAUGGAAGAGUGCCAGGGCACUCAAGGGUGUUAUGGACGAAUGGGUAGCUGUUCCUGACCACGGGGUCACAGAGACCCAGUUUGUCAACCUCUUCUAUAGGGCCAUGCCCGAAUCGCUGUGUGGCCACUUCUUUGCGAAGAGUCAAGACCCUGCCAUGACGUACGAUGCACUCAGCAGGGAAGUGGUAGCCUCUGAGGCAAAAUCUGUGUCAGUUUCCACUUUCUGGCACAAAGACUUGGACAAAGGAAAUAAGUGGAAGGGUCACACUAUCUCAGGACAAGUUAAGACCAAGGAUAGUCUUGUCCUUACUUUAGAGGAAGGUAGUGUCGACGAGAUCCCCUACGAUCAGAUAGAGUGGGGGUUAAAAAAUGAGGACAGUGGGGUAAGUCAACGGAGGACUUACGCUGCUGUCACGGCUGGAGGGAGGCUGCAAGGAGGAGGACGAGGCCAGGGCCAAGGGGGCCGGGCCCCAGGGAACCGAUCGCAGGGCGCUCAGGGGGUUGGCGGCAGAGGAGGGAACUGCCAAGCGGGAGGCAGGGGUCAAGGUCCCCCGCAAAACCGUUCUGGGAAUAGGUUUCCUUAUAGGAGAGGUGGAUGGCACCCAGGACUGCCGCAAGGUAGCUCUUCGAGUGAGCCGCGUACACGUGCCCAGGUCGAGGCACGAAAAGGUGAAUUGGGAGAACUUCUCUCCCAGCUGCUGGUGGAUAUGGAAUUCGCUGUCCCAGCCGCAAGAGAACACAUCCGUGGUAAGUUUGACCUUGAUGCGAUCUCAGAUCGUUUGGCCAAAGCUACCACGGGUGUAGAGAUUGUAGCAGCAGGAAUAGAUAUUCAAAGAGUCAUUGGUCAGUGUCGUGAGAUACUGGACCAAUUCACCAUCCAGCAGUUGGAAGAGAGAGCCCAUCGGAAAGAGACCGUGCGAGAAGUAAAGGUAGAAAGUAUUGAAGAGAACAUACAACAGUUGAAAGAGACACUCGCAAAAGAAGAGAAAAAGCGAGAAGAACUGUUGCAAAAGAAAGAACAGGAAACUAGACUACGGCAGAGAAUGGGUAGAGUACAGCAGUAUGUUUCCUUAGAUGAAAAAGAUGUUGCUCAGACGCUCGGACAAAUAUUGACGUAUUUGGCUUUUCUUGAAGAAAAAUUGGACCAACAGCAAUCAAGGAUGGAUGAACUUGUUGUUGGCCUUCAUGUCAUUACUAGCAUUGUCAAGGGAAAAACCCCUGUGCUUGAAAAUGAUGAAGAGAAAGAAGAUAAAGAAAGAAAAGCCGACGUCAAGCCCGAGAAGUUACUUCUUGGUGGAAUGAAAAACGGCGACACAACGAAGAAGGAAACGGUUAAAGAAACCGAGAAGAAACCAAAAGAGAAUGGGAACGGGAAUGGCAAUGGGAAUGGCAAUGGAGAUGGGAAUGGGAACGGGAAUGGCAAUGGGAAUGGUGGUCCCUCCGGUCCCACUCCCUGUCCCAAGGACAAUGCCAAACCUGCAGAUCCGACUAAGCCAAAGAAAAAGGAAAAGGUGAAGAUGAAAUUGCCUUUUACUUUUUCUAACAAGAAAGAAGAAAGCCUUCCUCUUUGGAUUGCUGAGAUCCAAACCUACGUUGGGACUGCCCCGGUAGAAGAAGAGUCGCAAGUUGCGUUCACCACUUCUUGUAUGGGGGGAGAGGUGAAACAAUGGGUUCAUGCGGAAGCUAAUGCCGCAGGGUUUGACGAUAUAGGUGAUUGGGCGAAGACUAUGACCUUGAAGCAGUUCCUUGCAAAAGUCAAGGACCGCUUUCUGGACAAGACUACGGCCGAUAAGGCCUUCGACCAUCUCACCACGAUAGGACAAAAGUCCUGGUCUUCAGUUGAGUCAUUGUCUCGUGAGGUUGACCGACUGUUGCAGACUUUGUCUGAACCAAUCACGUCUAUUCUAGCUGACAAAAGUACGAUGACAGUAACGCAACACGUUGAUCGUGUUCGUUGUAUGUUCAGUACCAAGGAUGGGAAGAAGAUUUGGCAUGAGCUUCCCUUCCUGAUCGAGAAGAACAUGCCGUCUGAUAUCAUCUUGGGAAUGGAUUGGCACGAGGAAGCUGAUCCCAAGAUUGAUUUCAAACAGAAAGAAGUAAGAAUUAAGGAUGAAUCGUCUGAGUUGCAACCGGUUAAGUUCUAUCACCGGUCAGGGUCUGACUCUGUCUUAUCUUUCUGUUGCAUGAGCUACCCUGCAUUCCGAUCACUGGUUGCAAAGAAGAAGUUAGAGGAUGAGGUAGUAAUGUUGUUAGUUAAGAAAGCAGGUGAGUCUUCAACUACCCAUCCUCCUGGGAUAGAUGCACUCCUAAGGGAGUUCGCCGAUGUUAUGUCUGAGCUUACCGGGGUCACUUCGCGUGCUAUCAAGCACACGAUCGAGAUCAUGCCCGGUAGCAAGGUUCCCAAGGGUCCUAUUUAUCGCAUGUCUCCAAGGGAACUUGAGGAACUYAAGAAACAAUUGUCUGAGUUGAMGGAGAAGGGAUGGAUUCGCCCUAGCUCCUCUCCUUAUGGUGCACCUGUCUUAUUUGUGCCCAAAAAGGAAGGUGAGUUGCGCCUUUGCAUCGAUUAUAGAGGGCUAAAUGCCGUCACCGUCAAAAACGCCGAACCUUUGCCAAGGAUCGACGAUCUCUUGGAUCAGUUGCAGGGUUGUAAGGUUUUUAGUAAGAUCGACCUUAAGUCUGGGUACCACCAGAUCGAGGUGGAUCUCGUCGAUCAGCAUAAGACCGCGUUUCGUACGAGAUAUGGUCAUUACGAGUUCAUCGUGGUGCCAUUUGGUCUAACGAACGCACCUGCGACCUUCCAAAGGUCAAUGAACGAGUUAUUCAGGCAAUGGCUCGACGACUUCGUCAUCGUCUAUCUGGAUGACAUUCUAGUGUAUAGUAAAACACUAGAAGACCACCAGAAACAUCUACGUCUAGUACUCGGGAAGUUACGCGAGGGUAACUUCAAACUCAACCCAAAGAAAUCCGAGUUUGCUAAGUCUAAAGUCUUAUAUUUAAGACACAUAGUGAACGAGGAGGGAUUGAGGCCCGAGGAAAAGAAGAUCUCGGCAAUCAGAGAUUGGCCACAGCCAAAGACUUUGACAGACCUUCGAUCUUUCCUUGGUUUGGCGAGUUACUAUAGGAAGUUCGUUAGGAACUUCUCUGUUAUCGCUGCACUGAUGAGAAGGUUGCUUAAGAAAGGUACUGUCUGGCUAUGUGACUCGUCUUUUCGAAAGCUGAAAUAUGCUCUGACUCACUAUCCUGUCCUCAAGAUUGCCGACCCGUCUCUUCCUUUCAUUGUUACGACUGACGCGAGUCAGUACGGUGUUGGCGCUGUCUUACAGCAAGACGACGGCAAGGGCUACCGCCCUGUUGAGUUUAUGUCUAAACGUAUGCCGUGCGAAAAGGUCGCCAACUCCACCUACGAAAGGGAGUUGUAUGCAUUAGUCUGUGCCCUAGAAACGUGGAAACACUAUCUCCUUGGCAGACAUUUUACCGUGUACUCGGACCACUCGACUCUCAAGUGGAUCAAGACACAGCCUCGAUUGUCUGACAAGUUGGUACGUUGGUCUGCUUUUAUUGAUACCUUUGAUUUCGAACUCAAAACAAUUAAAGAGGCCAAGACUGAGCUUGUGAUUGCUAAAUUUCAGAUGCGAUGGGUAACUGAGUAUGGGUUUCCCAUGUCUAUCGUAUCUGAUCGCGAUGUCAGGUUCACAAGCAUGCUUUGGCAGAAGCUGAUGGAGGCCUACGGUACACGACUCACCAUGUCGUCAGAGUUGCGGUCGUUCUUGGGCUUAGCCAACUACUAUAGGAAGUUCGUGAGAUACUUCUCCACCAUCGCUGCGCCCCUUCGCAGAUUGCUGAAGAAGGAAGCGAUCUGGAAGUGGGAUAAGGACUGUACGUCUGCUAUGAAGAAGCUAAAACAGGCGUUGAUAGAAUUCCCAGUCCUUAAAGUAGCCGACCCGUCUUUACCUUUCGUUGUCACGACUGACGCGAGUCAGUACAGCAUAGGUGUUGUUCUACAGCAAGACGAUGGCAAUGGAUACAGACCCGUAGAGUUCAUGUCCGCUAGGAUGCCUUCAGAGAAGGUCGCGACAUCUACCUAUGAAAGGGAACUCUAUGCUCUCAGGCAAGCAUUAGAACACUGGAAGCACUACUUGCUUGGGAGGCACUUCAAAGUCCAUUCUGAUCACGAGACGUUGAGAUGGUUAAAGACCCAGGCCAAGAUGACACCUAAGCUUACUGGGUGGGCCGCAGAGAUAGAUCGGUAUGAUUUUGAGCUCAAGCCAGUAAAAGGGAAGUAUAACGUAGUUGCGGAUGCUCUGAGUAGGAGAGCGGACUACUUUGGAGCAAUAGUUCAAAUCCUUCGUGUUGGUGAGCCUCGUGAGGGAGAAUCAGUCGUUUUGAAUGGCGGCGCACGGGUAUACGAAAUCGUUGGUCUGCAGCCUUCCAGAUCUUAUGAAAUCAAGGUCUCCUUCCCUGCAUCGGUGCCAGCCACUUUCGACUUUCGAUUUCUUAAGCGCCCAUUAACCAUAACUGUGAACGGAAGCGGCGAUCAGACGGCAAAACUUCGUCGCCAAGGCAGAAAGCUACUUGACACAGAGAAAGUCACUUUUUUCGUCGACAAGCAAAGAGAGCUGCAUGAAGGGAGAAAUGCGGGAAUAUCCUAUGUAAAGCUGAGUACGGAGGCCUCGUGCGUCGGGGAUGCAAAGUCGGCGAGUGCCUUUGGUAUCGAUGUAGAGGAGAUUGUUGUGGAGGGAGUAGUCCGAUACUGGGUCAAGAUCGCGGAGUUUGUUGUAAAUGGUGGCGAAAUCGUGUUCGCGGCGAUCAUUCCAAUGGAAAGGCUCGUCCUUGCGGGUGAGUUCGUGGAGAGGGUAAGAGAUCUCGGAAAAGUUGUGAAUGAACAGGCGGUAAUAGUUGGCAAGGCCAAGGAAGGAACGGAGUUGGAGGAGGGUCUUGGGUGGGGGGUACUCGACGAGGGCUGUGACCUUCGAGGGGUCCAUACGGAUGCCUUCAGCGGAGACAAUAUGGCCRAGGUAUUCGACGCUCGAAGCGGCAAACGCACAUUUGCUGAGCUUGGCGUAAAUUUUUUGCUCGCGGAGGAUCGAGAGAACUUGGCGGAGGUGCUGAAGGUGGGACUCGAAGGUGGGGCUGAAGACAAGGAUGUCAUCAAGGUAGACGACGACACAGACUUCGAGGAGGUUGCGGAAGAUGUGGUUCAUGGUAGAUUGAAAGGUAGCGGGGGCAUUGAUUUUAUUCCAAUACGAAACUAUUUCGAAGAAUGAUUGGAAAUUGUAGAAAAGAAAUAAAAUUUCGAAGUUCAAAAAUUUAAAAGGAAUAACGAAUAAUAAGGAUUUCAAAAAGUAAUUUCUGAUUAAUUCCACGGUGCAAAAAGGUCUUAAGGAAAUUUCGGAUUUCGAAAGUGAUUCGAAUUCAAAAUUUCGAGAAAGGAUUAGCUACAGUUUAAGUUGAAAUUCCAAAAAUGAAAUAGAUAAUUGAAAGAAAAUUUCAAAAUAUAUUUAGUGGAACAAAUUUUCGAAUUCAAAAUUAGAGGAAAGAUUUUUGAAAAAAAGGAAAUUUGGAAAAGGAAAAGCUAUCAAUAUUCGGAAUGUUAAGGGAACAAAGAUCGUGAGAAAUA